AUGCGCAACGUAAAAAGAGUAUUCCUCAAGUUACUAUGAACGAAUACAAGGACAAACAGGUGAAUGCAAGAGAAGAGGAAAGGGUAGACUUUAUUUCAACCAUUGGAGAUAUAGUACAGCCUCAGGCAGAUGACCUUCGACUACCCGAGACAUCAUCUCACCUUCACAUGCAACAUCCAUCAGAUUCCGCUUGCAGCCCAGGAGUGCUGGAUGUCAAAGAAGUCAACCAAACGGUUCUAGAAGGCUAUCUCUCAGCGAGGAAGCUAUCUCGCCUCGCCAUCGAACAGGCGCACGUUACGACUAAAGACUCUCGAGGACCACUUAACAGGGAGGAAGUGCAGCGCUCCGCGGAGCAAUGCGUAGGUCUCUCAGCUGCUAAGUCAAACCGGAGAACGUCGAGCCGGAGAACUUUGAAAGACGUGUUGUCACUACUGUCUCAACCCCAUGAUUUCGUAGCUUCUCCCGCCCCUGCAUCGUCAAUUGGCUUUACAUAUCGAAAGACGGCAGAGGCAAGAGGCAAAGAGAACCUAUCACGCAAAACUAAACCGCGCCUGAUGAUGUUCGAAUCCUCUCCAGCCAUUCCGAAGGAUGGCCCUGGAGUAAUUUCGGAAGAUGUUCAAGGAAAUAUGUCCGCUAACGACAAAGCCGAUAGGAGCUUCAGCAUCCGCCAUUCUCACAGCCGUGAGGGCCCUCGUCCAGACGUUUAUGAGGUAAUUGUGUCGGACACAGGAGUAGUAGACCAUCUUGAAGAUGAGCGGCAGCAACAAGAUGAUCUUAACUCCAGCCGCCAGUCGACCUACUCGACUCAAACUGCCAUGAUGCUAGCCCAGCUCGAAUUCCAACAAGACGUGUUUCCUCCCAUCUCCUGUGAAACCCCGGGCGCCGUGCUGCAGUCUGAUAACGCACCACAACCCCCGGCACGAGAGCCCAGCCCUGCUAUUACCCCAUUUCAUACCUUCAACGCAGGGUUGAAUGAACGACACCCCCCAGAUAGUGUUCUACAUGGGCCGCCUAUAAGCACCCAAGACCUAUUCUGCGCAGCAUCUCCAUUCGCAUUCAGCACAGUAAAGAAGACUAAGAGACAACCACAGAGCACUCUGAGGUUUGCAGUGCUUCCCACCGAAGAAAGAAUCAAUAAAGAUGCUGCUCAAACGAAUGACCCUAAAAGUCCAACGCCAUCGGCCGAGCGGAUUCCGCUCAAGGAGCGAAACUCCUGUGGGUCUGCACUGAGGUUCGGAAGCACAGGACCGCAGGAGUCGUGCUUGAAGGGCCAACGGCUGCCCUCAAUAGGUGCCCUUGAGCUCCCUAACCUCGACUUGCAUACAUCGUUGGAUGACGCCCUCGACGAGGAGAUGGAUUUCUCGUUCACGAAUGGAUUUCUUCGGAAUCUAGAUGGUAUGACUUGAUGGCGCGCUGUUCUGGGCAUUCUGCAGUGGUGGA
Messenger RNA from Lindgomyces ingoldianus, 1440 nucleotides. RefSeq lists its product as uncharacterized. The record is from RefSeq and is a predicted model, not a curated record. NCBI's taxonomy places the organism in Eukaryota, Fungi, Ascomycota, Dothideomycetes, Pleosporales, Lindgomycetaceae. The transcript has a single exon. Bases 36 to 1406 code for a protein of 456 amino acids.